Prorocentrum cordatum is the source of this 2813-nucleotide messenger RNA. The record is from the annotation of a GenBank genome assembly. Lineage: Eukaryota; Dinophyceae; Prorocentrales; Prorocentraceae.
AGGGUAUCAACAAGGACCUGCCCAUCGUCUACGACUCCAGCUGCCCCGGCCUGUGCUGCUUCGAGGACCAGCCGUGCAGGUACAACAACACGGGCUGCUACUCCGCAGCCUUGGCGCAGCAGAAGGUGAGGACGCCCACGAACGACGCCGAGUGCAAGGCCGUGGAGGGUAUCAACAAGGCCUGCCCAUCGUCUACGACUCCAGCUGCCCCGGCCUGUGCUGCUUCGAGGACCAGCCGUGCAGGUACAACAACACGGGCUGCUACUCCGCAGCCUUGGCGCAGCAGAAGGUGAGGACGCCCACGAACGACGCCGAGUGUAAGGCCGUGGAGGGUAUCAACAAGGACCUGCCCAUCGUCUACGACUCCAGCUGCCCCGGCCUGUGCUGACGAACGACGCCGAGUGCAAGGCCGUGCUGGGCAUCAACACGGGCCUGCCCAUCGUCUACGACUCCAGCUGCCCCAGCCUGUGCUGCUUCGAGGACCAGCCGUGCAGGUACAACAACACGGGCUCUGCCCCGGCCUGUGCUGCUUCGAGGACCAGCCGUGCAGGUACAACAACACGGGCUGCUACUCCGCAGCCUUGGCGCAGCAGAAGGUGAGGACGCACGAACGACGCCGAGUGUGAGGCCGUGGAGGGUAUCAACAAGGACCUGCCCAUCGUCUACGACUCCAGCUGCCCCGGCCUGUGCUGCUUCGAGGACCAGCCGUGCAGGUACAACAACACGGGCUGCUACUCCGCAGCCUUGGCGCAGCAGAAGGUGAGGACGCCCACGAACGACGCCGAGUGUGAGGCCGUGGAGGGUAUCAACAAGGACCUGCCCAUCGUCUACGACUCCAGCUGCCCCGGCCUGUGCUGCUUCGAGGACCAGCCGUGCAGGUACAACAACACGGGCUGCUACUCCGCAGCCUUGGCGCAGCAGAAGGUGAGGACGACGCCCACGAACGACGCCGAGUGCAAGGCCGUGAGGGCAUCAACAAGGCCUGCCCAUCGUCUACGACUCCAGCUGCCCCGGCCUGUGCUGCUUCGAGGACCAGCCGUGCAGGUACAACAACACGGGCUGCUACUCCGCAGCCUUGGCGCAGCAGAAGGUGAGGACGACGCCCACGAACGACGCCGAGUGUGAGGCCGUGGAGGGUAUCAACAAGGGCCUGCCCAUCGUCUACGACUCCAGCUGCCCCGGCCUGUGCUGCUUCGAGGACCAGCCGUGCAGGUACAACAACACGGGCUGCUACUCCGCAGCCUUGGCGCAGCAGAAGGUGAGGACGACGCCCACGAACGACGCCGAGUGCAAGGCCGUGAAGGGCAUCAACAAGGCCUGCCCAUCGUCUACGACUCCAGCUGCCCCGGCCUGUGCUGCUUCGAGGACCAGCCGUGCAGGUACAACAACACGGGCUGCUACUCCGCAGCUUGGCGCAGCAGAAGGUGAGGACGCCCACGAACGACGCCGAGUGUGAGGCCGUGGAGGGUAUCAACAAGGACCUGCCCAUCGGCUACGACUCCAGCUGCCCCGGCCUGUGCUGCUUCGAGGACCAGCCGUGCAGGUACAACAACACGGGCUGCUACUCCGCAGCCUUGGCGCAGCAAGGUGAGGACGCCCACGAACGACGCCGAGUGUAAGGCCGUGAGGGUAUCAACAAUGCCUGCCAUCGUCUACGACUCCAGCUGCCCCGGCCUAUGCUGCUUCGAGGACCAGCCGUGCAGGUACAACAACACGGGCUGCUACUCCGCAGCCUUGGCGCAGCAGAAGGUGAGGACGCCCACGAACGACGCCGAGUGUGAGGCCGUGGAGGGUAUCAACAAGGACCUGCCCAUCGUCUACGACUCCAGCUGCCCCGGCCUGUGCUGCUUCGAGGACCAGCCGUGCAGGUACAACAACACGGGCUGCUACUCCGCAGCCUUGGCGCAGCAGAAGGUGAGGACGCCCACGAACGACGCCGAGUGCAAGGCCGUGAGGGUAUCAACAAGGACCUGCCCAUCGUCUACGACUCCAGCUGCCCCGGCCUGUGCUGCUUCGAGGACCAGCCGUGCAGGUACAACAACACGGGCUGCUACUGAGGGGAGAGCUGCUGUGUAUUAUGGGUGAGCAGGAUGUGCUGCCGCACUAGAGACGAAUGGUGAGUGAGUGAGUGAGUGAGUGAGUGAGUGCAUUGUGCGUCGUGCCAGCUCAGGCAUUGUCGAGGUUGUGUUCAGCGAUUUCAGUCUUGUGUAAGCAUGCUGGCUGUGCCCAAUGUCCACGGCGCAGCAGUAUGUGUACUUACUGCUUCUCCUGCAAUCCGACUCCUGGACCUGAACGUCUGGGUGCACUUGGGCGGAGCGGCCGCUUCGUGCUGUGGCCGUCUUUGCCCACGUGCGGUCUUGUCACGGGAGAGACUGGUCAGAGCGAGGCCUCUGCAGAUUGAUCAAAAAAACAAAUGUCCACGGCGCAGCAGUAUUUGUACUGGAUGUUUCUCCUGCGUUCCGACUCCUGGACCUGAAUGUCUGGGUGCACUUGGGCGGAGCGGCCGCUCCGUGUUGUGACCGUCCUUGCCCACGUGCGGUCUUGUCACAGGAGGGACUGGUCAGAACAAUGCAUCUGCAGAUUAGUCAAACAAAAGUUAUGGUUAUGUCGUUUUGCGGUCUCCAUCUGCCGAUCACCUGUUCAAGCGCGAUACAGCAAAACGAUGCCAGCUGCGAUCGUUUCCAUUGCCAUGGAGCUCUUCUCCCAUAGCGAUGCGACCCACUGGUUCUCCGACUGGCGGGGCAGAUGUCUCGCUAGGAGGCUCGUCUUCCCGUGCGCCGUGCGAUUGGCAUCGCCCUCCGGAAGGGCAGCGG